Messenger RNA from Oppia nitens, 530 nucleotides. RefSeq lists its product as uncharacterized. Bases 45 to 530 code for a protein of 161 amino acids. Lineage: Eukaryota; Metazoa; Arthropoda; Arachnida; Sarcoptiformes; Oppiidae. The record is from RefSeq and is a predicted model, not a curated record. The transcript has 3 exons.
UAUAAAAAUAUAAGUAAAUAAUAUCAUCGAUUGAAUGACAAAUUAUGAGUUGUGAACUAAUCCAAAGAUAUGGACCAUUCACUCGUCUCAGUCGUUAUUUGAACUCAAAGAAGAAUAAGACGAUAAAGACAUUAAAGACAGAGAAGCCGUUGGCAUCGCAAGUGUUGACCACUUAUUUGGAAACUAGAAAACCAUUUUGGAGCUCAUAUUUUGUUAGAUACCGUUCCGUAGUCAACGAUCAGUUCGGUUAUUCGCAUUUCAAUUGGUCGGUCGGUUCAGACAACUAUCAUAUACUGCGAAUCGGUUGCUAUCCGUUCAUCAAAUAUCACUGCAGUCGACGGCCAGUCGAAGAUCUGACUGUUGAAGACAAACUGUUUACAUGUCUUAAAGCGCUUAAUUUGGGUAUACCGUCGCUAAUGUAUGGAACGGCAGCGAGAUUUCUGGCCAAAGUGUCCGAAACGGUCGAUACCGACAGCGGUAAUGUAGUCAUCUAUUUCUACGAGAAAGAGGAUCCCAGUGCCAGAUAUUGA